Molecule: messenger RNA, 1256 nt
Organism: Patella vulgata (common limpet)
Lineage: Eukaryota; Metazoa; Mollusca; Gastropoda; Patellidae
Product: glucose-6-phosphatase 2
Exons: 8
Coding region: 189-1217 (342 amino acids)
Biological process (GO): gluconeogenesis; glucose 6-phosphate metabolic process
Cellular component (GO): membrane
Molecular function (GO): glucose-6-phosphatase activity
Source: RefSeq, a predicted model, not a curated record
GGUCUUCACACAAGAGAGUUCUUGUGACAGGUGACGUGAAGAAAGUGACUUCAAGUCAACAUCACUCUUAAGAUUUUAUACAAUAAGUAUAUUAGUGUAGGCCGCUUUACAGUUAUCUUUAUCUUUGUAAAACCCCAAUCUACAGCCAUUAUUGGCUAUUUGGCUCGUCUGCGAAUGAAUGAAGAAUAAUGGAUGAACUUCAUAUCAAAGGCGUUGUUUUUAUUCAGACUAUUCAGAAAUACUUUCAGGAUGAAUCAAGUUUCAUGAUUUUAAUUUCACACCUAAGUGAUCCCAAGAAUGCAUUUUUAUUUUAUUUUCCUCUGGUUUUCUGUCUGCAUCGAUCUGUUGGAAAACGAGUUCUAUGGGUAGCAGCCAUUUCUGAAUGGUUGAAUGCAGUUUUUAAAUGGAUAUUGCGUGGAGAACGGCCAUAUUGGUGGGUUAGUGAAAGUAAUUUGUAUAAAACACCACCACAUUUAGAACAGUUUGAUAUAACAUGUGAAACAGGUCCAGGUAGUCCAUCUGGCCAUUGUAUGGUUACGUCAGCAGUUAUUUACAUCAUAGUAUCCGACUUUCUAUUUUAUACAAAUAUUAAAAGUGUUGGUAUCAAGUUGUUAUGUUGGUCAGGAUAUGUUAUAUUGUUGAUGUUAGUUUGUAUAUCAAGAUGUUUUAUAGCAGCUCAUUUUCCACAUCAAGUUAUAGCAGGAACUUUAGUAGGUGUGCUAAUAGGAAUGGUGAUGAAUAAAAUUUCUACGACUAAUUUAUCUUUACCACAUUAUAUGUUGACGUCUUUAGCCUUGUUAUCAGGAGGUGUUGGAACAUUUUAUAUUAUUCAAUCCAUGGAUCUGGAUCCAUUCUGGUCCAUCAGUAAAGCAGAAAGGAGAUGUGCCAACCCAGAAUGGAUUCAUCUGGAUUCCAGUCUCUUCUUUUCUAUUGUGCGUGAUUUCUCUUCGCUUAUUGGUCUUGGUCUUGGACUAUCAUUGACAAGUACUACAGGUGUUAAAUUUUCGCCAAUAUUUACCCCUAUACAGAUAGUUGUCUCCCUUGCCUUAACCCUUGGUUCUGAUUGGGUACAGUUGCCAAAGGUUCCAGUUAUUUAUUUUUAUUUAUCAGCAAGUCUCAAAUUUAUAGUUAUAUUUAUAUGUGUUGUUGCUGUUAUACCAAAAUUAAAUAUUGGUAAUAUUGAAAAUAGAAAAAAACAAAAGAAAAAGAAGAAGUAAAUAAAAUAUUUUUAUUUAAUGUUAAAUGUCCGUUAUUCU